CAGAACCAUUGGAGGAGAUGUAGAACAUUACUCACCUUAUUACUCUCCUGCUGCACACGUCAGACAACAUGGCCGGGCUAAAAUAUAAAAUAUUGGCAUCAGUGGCAAUUGUCCUUCACAUUGCCCAGUUCACAGUUGGCUAUAGCUUCAGGAAUUGCACUGAGGAUCCAACCUCAAACCACACAAAAUUCAUUUGCAUCCAUCACCAGGCAAAGAACAUUUCUACCAUUGUAGGUGACCUGCCACCUUAUGCCACCACAAUUAUAAUCUCCGUAAACCUGAUAAAACACAUACCUGACAAUACCUUUGAUCACUUUCCUAACCUCAGGACUCUUCAGAUUGACAAUAACCAUCUGGAGACCAUAGAUAACCAGCCAUUCCAAAAUAUGAGCCAACUGAAGAGCCUAAACCUGUCCUUGAACAAAAUAUCAAAUCUCAGCUCCUCUGUAUUUCAAGACCUCAAAAACCUUGUCAACCUGUCACUAAAUAAUAACUCACUGAUUAUGCUCCCUCCGGGUAUUUUCUCUUCACUCUCCAAUCUGGAUGUCCUCAUAUUACGGCAGAACUACCUGAACAACUUCUCUGCGGUGGCAGAAUCUGUGACUCACUUAACGAAGCUGACAAAACUAGACCUGUGCAAUAACUAUCUAACGUCCCUCCAUCAUUCUAACCAUACAGACCUACCGGAGUCCCUCACCUCCCUCUAUCUCUGUAAAAACAAACUGGUCACUUUAGCAUGUGAGUGGGGCUUCCUCAGCCAUGUACUACUGCUGGAUCUCUCCUACAAUAACCAGCUCCCUUCGAGGGCUUUUCAAGGUCUGGACUUGCAGAAGCUAAACUACAUGCGUUUGCGUUCAACCAAUGUUACAGUGCCAGAGCUUUUGAAUGUCAGCAAUGUUAGAGCUGGGAACAUAGACUUCUCUGGUAUGGGGUUGAAGACUGACAAUCUGCUCAUGGAGUUAUGCAGCCUUUUGAGUACAAAGGUCACAUUUGUUAAAAAGUUGAGUCUGGGAAGCAAUGGGAUUCUGUCAUUGCGAAAGAACACACUUUCAAACUGUCCACCAAUCCGAGGUUUAUUGGACCUUUCCUUCAACCAGUUGAGGAAGGUAAGAUGCCUCCACUUUCUUAAAGGACAGGAUCAAAUCAAGAACUUCACAGCAGAGAAAAACCACCUCACCUCCCUAAUGUCCUGCAACAGACAGAACCUCUCUUUCCCAAAUCUGACAGAUCUGAGCUACCGUUACAAUCGCAUACUCAAAGUCAACUCUUUUGCUUUCCACCACACACCAAAUGUGAAGACCCUACAACUCAACAUAAACAUAAUCGCCUAUCUUGACCAUAAGGCUUUCAGUGGGCUGACUAGUCUUGUCACACUGCGUCUGGACAAUAACCUCCUGACCGAUCUGUACAAGGAUAGCUUUGAAGAUCUGCAUAGCCUGGAAAUACUUAAUCUACGUAACAAUCAGAUAGCUGUUAUUUUCAACAAGACUUUCCAUUCACUCAAAUGCCUGCACAUUUUGGAUCUUGGAGGGAACAAAAUCAGUCAUUUUGAAGAGUCAGCCUUUGUGGGGCUCGUUAACCUGGCCAAUUUGUACCUCGACGGAAACAAUCUCAAACAGAUCGACAGCGCCAAGUUUAAACCAUUCCACGCCACACUUGAAGUUCUUGAUCUACAUGGGAAUCAGGUUAGCUUCUCCUCUAAACGUACCAACUCUCCUUUCGUGAAUCUAACAAAACUUCGCAACCUCAAACUAGAUGCGCAGAUGCCCCACGGCCUCAACAUGCUGCCUUAUGCCUUUUUCCGUGGUCUCAACUCCCUCCAAUCGCUCUACCUCACCGACAAUCACAUCUUCAGCUUCGCAGCAGACACUUUUGACGAUCUGACCAACUUGACUUUCCUCUCCUUGGACAACUCCUGUGCCGGGGUGAUGCAGCUGCAGCCGGGCGUCUUCAAAAACCUGCGGAAAUUGAGCAAGCUCAGUGCAAGGAACAUGGGCAUCCAGUCCUUCUCAAAUGAGGUUUUUGGGAAUCUGACAGAGCUGCAGAUCUUGCUUCUCAACCAAAACGUAAUGCAAUCCUUAGAUUGGAAAGUGCUGGAGGCUCUCCCUAAACUGCGCUACCUGGACCUGCGCAACAUUCCUCUUAGUUGCACCUGCAUCAACAGUCACCUGCAGAACUGGACUUUGACUAACCAGAGAGUCCAGUUAGUCUUACUAUACAGUUUACAGUGCCAAGAUAAAAAACUCCAAAAAAGCUUCUACAACUUUGACACCAAUGUUUGCUACCUGGACCUGGGAGAGUACCUUUUUGCUACCACAACCACUGUGAUUUUACUGCUGACUAUAAUCCCACUUCUCUACACCAAGCUGUAUUGGAAACUGAAGUAUAGCUAUUAUGUGUUCCGCUCCUGGUUCGGCCAACACUGGCGCAGGCUGAGGCAGAAAGAGGAGCACUGCAAAUACGAUGCUUUCAUCUCCUAUAACUCGGCGGACGAGCCCUGGGUACUAGACCAGCUACUUCCCAACCUGGAGGGCAACGGAGCCUCUUUCCGGCUGUGCCUGCACCACCGUGACUUUGAGCUGGGCCGCAACAUUGUGGACAACAUCGUCUCCGCCGUGUACAGCAGCCGCAAGACCAUCUGCGUGGUUAGUAGGAAUUUCCUGUGCAGCGAGUGGUGCUCCCUGGAGAUCCAGCUGGCCAGCUACAGGCUCUUCCACGAGCUCCGGGACGUGCUCCUGCUCAUCUUCCUGGAGCCCAUCCCUGAAAGACAGCUGUCGGCUUACCACCGUAUGAGAAAGGUCAUGUUGAAGAAGACCUACCUGCAGUGGCCGGGGUCAGACUGCACUGACCCGGUCAAAGCCCAGGAACUGUUUUGGAACCAUCUGAGGAGGGCACUGAGGAGCGGGAGCAGCAGGUUUGAAGAGGAGGAUGAGGGGAGGGAGGAAUACUUCAAUCAGCCACCGACGGAUGAUAACUAUUACUUAAUGCCUUAAGGAAAGGGUUAUAGGACACACUUUGCCCUAGCAGCAGCCUGAU
Messenger RNA from Salvelinus namaycush (lake trout), 3036 nucleotides. RefSeq names its product toll-like receptor 13. The record is from RefSeq and is a predicted model, not a curated record. Gene Ontology annotation, cellular component: membrane. Gene Ontology annotation, biological process: toll-like receptor signaling pathway; immune response; inflammatory response. Lineage: Eukaryota; Metazoa; Chordata; Actinopteri; Salmoniformes; Salmonidae. Gene Ontology annotation, molecular function: protein binding; transmembrane signaling receptor activity. The transcript has a single exon. Bases 69 to 2993 code for a protein of 974 amino acids.